Molecule: messenger RNA, 1062 nt
Organism: Colletotrichum karsti
Lineage: Eukaryota; Fungi; Ascomycota; Sordariomycetes; Glomerellales; Glomerellaceae
Product: epoxide hydrolase
Exons: 4
Coding region: 1-1062 (353 amino acids)
Biological process (GO): epoxide metabolic process
Molecular function (GO): epoxide hydrolase activity
Source: RefSeq, a predicted model, not a curated record
AUGUCCGAAAUCAGACCUUUCAAAGUUGAUGUCCCCGCAGAGGAGGUUGAGCGCCUCAAGAGGAAACUCAAUGACACCAGACUCCCAGGCCGCGAGAUCGUACCCGGCGCAGGAUCAGACUACGGCCCAUCAUACACCUGGGCCGAAACUCUCUUCAAUGAGUGGAAAAAUAACUAUGACUGGCCCGCAGCCCAAGCAUCCCUAAACGCAACACCCCAAUACCUCACCGAAAUCGAGUCUGUCACAAUCCACUUCGCGCAUAUCCCCUCCCCAGACCCCUCAUCCGCGAUCCCAAUCCUCCUAGUCCACGGCUGGCCCGGUUCCUUCUACGAAUUCCACCGACUCUGGCAACCCCUCUCCAACCCUCCCGCCGGCCAGCCCGCCUUCAAUGUCGUGGCGCCUAACAUGCCGGGCUUCUGUUGGUCCUCCUGGCCGCCGCGCAAAGGCUGGACGAUGAAGGAUAACGCGCGGAUCUUUGAUGUGUUGAUGAAGAGGCUGGGGUACGAGGAGUAUAUGGUGCAGUGCGGAGACUGGGCGCACUGGGUCGGGAGGGAGCUCGGGUCGAAGUAUACGGACUCGUGUAAGGUCGUGCAUUGUAACUUUGCGCCGAGUAUCGCGCCUGGUGAGCCCCAUACCAUAGGCCUCGCGCUCCAUGACAACCCCAUGGGCAUCCUCAUGUGGGUAGGCGAGAAGUACGAGGAACUAGCCAACCCAUCGACCCUCGCCAAGCCGUCCUGGACGCAAGACAUUCUCACCACCGUGAGCUUGUACUACUUCAGUGAAUGCAUCAUGCCCUCCAUGCUGCCGUACGUGGAGAACGUCCGCCACCACCAGUUCGCCGAGGCCGCGACGCACCCAGAUAAUCGUAUUACCGUCCCCUUUGGUUUCACAUCGUUCUUUUACGACUCUCAGCCGGCGUCGAAGAGAUCUGUCGAGAGAACUGCGAAUCUGGUGUUUUACCGAGAACGUGAUGAGGCUGGGCAUUUUGCUGCUUUGGAGUGCCCUGAGGGAUUAACUAAGGAUUUGCGGGAGUUGGCUUUGCAGGAGUGGAAGUUUUCUUGA